AUGGCUUUCUACGGAGUCCUUUACAAGCACGACAGCAAUGAAAACUUCGAGCCAUUCGUCAAGAGUUUAAACCUCCCCGACGACAAGGCUGCCGCGUACGCCAGUUACAAACCCUCCCAGAAAAUCGAACAAAACGGUGAUGAAUAUGUCAUCACCACCAUUGCGCCCCAAGGCCCCAUUUUGAUGAAAUUCAAGAGCGGAGUGGAAUUCGAAGAGCAAAUCUCACCCGAUAUCUCGGGCAAAAACACCAUCACAGUUGAUGGCAACAAAGUAACCCAAGUACAAAAGUUCGCUGACGGCAAAACGAUUACAUACGUCAGAGAGUACACCCCAGAGAAACUUGUUGUGACCAUCACAGCAAGCUUCUGGGACGGCACCGCUAAAAGAAUUUACCUCGCUUAA
This is a messenger RNA of Leptosia nina, 402 nucleotides long. The record is from the annotation of a GenBank genome assembly. NCBI's taxonomy places the organism in Eukaryota, Metazoa, Arthropoda, Insecta, Lepidoptera, Pieridae.